AUGGUGGUGAAGCCGAGACGUAAGAUGGCCACACCGGUGUUCGGCACAAUAAUAACUGACGUGUGCCUGCAGCCCGAGGUACUCGGUGCCAGGGAACUUGUCAAGGCUCUUUACCGACGCAUUAAGAACGAGGCGGACGCCGCGGGCGCAGCAGCCGCAGGCGGAAGCCGUGCACUUGCCACCAGCCCCAACGGCAGCACUAACAACGGCGGUGGUGGCGGCGCGGCCUACGGGCCACUCUCAAAUGUCGGUUUGCCACUCCCGGUCGCUGGGUCUAUUGACUUUGCAACAGGGCGCCGGCUUGUGUGCUUUUGGCCACCGCAGAACCCUCUGCCGAUCAUUGCCGAGCCGCAGUAG
This is a messenger RNA of Trypanosoma rangeli, 357 nucleotides long. RefSeq lists its product as uncharacterized. Bases 1 to 357 code for a protein of 118 amino acids. NCBI's taxonomy places the organism in Eukaryota, Euglenozoa, Kinetoplastea, Trypanosomatida, Trypanosomatidae. The record is from RefSeq and is a predicted model, not a curated record. The transcript has a single exon.